Molecule: messenger RNA, 2051 nt
Organism: Scomber japonicus (chub mackerel)
Lineage: Eukaryota; Metazoa; Chordata; Actinopteri; Scombriformes; Scombridae
Gene: tmem184ba
Product: transmembrane protein 184ba
Exons: 9
Coding region: 354-1610 (418 amino acids)
Biological process (GO): transport
Molecular function (GO): transporter activity
Source: RefSeq, a predicted model, not a curated record
GACGGCUGGGAAUGACGGAGUUUACUCUUUCAACUUCAGAAACCAACACCUUCUCUGGCGUACGUGUACUAACAUGAGCGUUAAAAGGAUAAUAUAAAAGUUGUUAAACAUGACGUGCAAACUGUAGGUGAGUUUUUGUGGGAGACGCAAAGAGGUUGUCGGGGCUGCUGUCCGCUGUGGACUCAAACAUGGAUGUCCGGGGAGCAACGGUGCGGCUCUGAGGAGGAAUUAAGGCCGUUUCUGGGUUAUUUCUGGCCGUAGUGAAUCUCUGACGGAGCUAAGGGGGAUUUCAAAGGUUUAAAACUCACUCUAAAAGUGAAUCUGUGAGCAGCUGUGACAGACUAUUAGCAAAGAUGUUGAGGCUGUGGAGGCGAGACGUCCCGCUCUCAGAGAGGCUUGGGGAGGACUCUCCUCUGGCUGCUGCACCAGGGGCCCCACCCACAGCAGCCCUGACAGGUGGCCCUAACAUUUCCUGGCUCCCUGAAGCCCCUCUGCUGAGCUCAGAGCAGCCCAUCUUCCUCAUGACUCCUGCUGCACAGGCUGUGUCUGGCUUCUUCGUAUGGACAGCACUCAUCCUCACCUGUCACCAGAUCUACAUGCACCUACGUUUCUACAGUUCACCGAGGGAGCAGCGUCACAUCGUACGGAUCCUCUUCAUUGUUCCCAUUUAUGCCUUUGACUCUUGGCUCAGCCUCCUCUUCUUCACCAACGACCAGUACUACGUCUACUUUGACACCGUCAGGGACUGUUACGAAGCGUUUGUAAUUUACAACUUCCUGAGUCUGUGCUAUGAGUACCUGGGAGGUGAGAGCGCCAUCAUGGCAGAGAUCCGAGGGAAACCCAUCGAGUCCAGCUGUAUGUACGGUACCUGCUGCCUGUGGAGGAAGGCCUACUCCAUCGGCUUCCUGCGCUUCUGUAAACAGGCCACUCUGCAGUUCUGCGUGGUCAAACCCCUCAUGGCUAUCAUCACUGUCGUCCUGCAGGCGUACGGCAAAUACAAAGACGGAGACUUCAACGUUGCCAGCGGUUACCUGUACAUCACCAUCAUCUACAACAUCUCUGUCAGCUUGUCACUAUACGCCCUGUUCCUCUUUUACUUCGCCACGCGGGAGCUGCUCAGCCCUUACAGCCCCAUGCUCAAGUUCUUCAUGGUCAAGUCCGUCAUCUUCCUCUCCUUCUGGCAGGGCUUGCUGCUGGCUAUCUUGGAGAAGUGCGGCGCCAUCCCUCAGAUUAACUCGGUGGAGGUGUCCGUAGGCGAGGGCACGGUCGCCAACGGUUACCAGAACUUCAUCAUUUGCAUUGAGAUGUUUUUCGCGGCGCUGGCCUUGCGCCACGCGUUCACGUACAAAGUCUACAUGGACAAAAGUCUGGAUUCUCGAGGCCGCUGCGCCCCCAUGAAGAGCAUCUCCAGCAGCCUGAAGGAGACCAUGAACCCGGGCGACAUGGUCCAGGACGCAAUCCACAACUUCUCCCCGGCCUACCAGCAGUACACCCAGCAGUCCACGCUGGAGCAGGGGGCCCCUCCGCCCGUCUCCCGCACCCUCAGCGUCAUCAGCGCCCGCGGCGACACCGAGAAGACCCUCCUGCUCAGCUCCGACGACGAGUUCUAGGAGCGAGAGAGACGUCACAAGAAAGGGGCGGCGGUCUCACAGCUGAAUCAGACUGAUGUUUUUAAAGGCAGAUGGAAAAGUACUUAAUCGUCCAGCGCGGCCCCGUCCUCUUCAACGUGUGAAUGAUCAGAGAGUUGCGUGUUUGUUUGGGGUUUUUUUUUUUUUUCCUUUUUUUUUUUUUGAGCCUGAUCACGAAAGCGAAGACCUUCCUGAGUAAACAUUUCUGCACCCACAUUUCCCCAGAGUCACAUUCAAAACUAAUUUGGUGUUAAAAACCGUCGGCCAGAAAAUGAAAAGGGUUGUGUCCGUUUUUGGAAAGUUUGUGAGUCACACACAGUCGCACGUACUGAAUCAUACUUGACUUUUGAAACUUGCAUUUCCUGGCUUGAAUAGAAGCUUAAUUUUAGAUUAAAGCUCGGUCUUGUUUCCUUUUGCCCAAAU